Molecule: messenger RNA, 6349 nt
Organism: Chionomys nivalis (European snow vole)
Lineage: Eukaryota; Metazoa; Chordata; Mammalia; Rodentia; Cricetidae
Gene: Phf24
Product: PHD finger protein 24
Exons: 9
Coding region: 298-1500 (400 amino acids)
Source: RefSeq, a predicted model, not a curated record
CGGGAGCGCGCGCCGCCGCCUCAGCCUGUCGCGCCGCCCGCGCCGCCCGCUCCCGGCGCUCGACCCAGCACGUCGGCUCCGGAGCGGCCGUGGGCAGCGCGGGCCCGCGGCAUUAGAGUCCGCCGGCCUCGGACCCGCGUCCCGCACGGGGACUGUCCCGGCUCCGGCCAGGGACCAACAACUAGAGACGGACUCCGAGGACACUGAAUUGAGAGGCUGGAUUCCUAAAGCAACAGGCAGCAGAGAAGACCUGGACCAUUUGCGGCUUGGGUCGCCUCAGAGCCCGACAGAGGAGCCAUGGGGGUGCUGAUGUCCAAGCGGCAGACCGUCGAGCAGGUGCAGAAGGUGAGCCUGGCUGUGUCAGCCUUCAAGGAUGGACUACGGGACAGGCCUUCCAUUAGACGUGGAGGUGAGCUACCAGGGUCCCGCCGCGGCACUGUGGAGGGCUCUGUUCAGGAAGUACAGGAAGAAAAAGAAGCAGAGCCCAGUGCCCCCGUGGUUCAGGAAGAGAGCAGCAUCAACCGUGCGGCCUGGGAGCGGCUCCGGGAUGGGCGUGGAGUUGAGCCUGAGGAGUUUGACAGGACCAGUCGAUUCACACCCCCUGCCUUCAUCCGACCCACCCGGAAGCUGGACGAUGACAAACCUCCAGAUAUCUGCCUGGAUCCCCGGGAGCCUGUUGUCAACGAUGAGAUGUGUGAUAUCUGUGAAGUCUGGACCGCUGAGAGCCUCUUCCCAUGUCGCGUCUGCACCAGGGUCUUCCACGACGGAUGUCUGCGCCGCAUGGGCUACCUCCAAGGAAACAGUGCAGCGGAGGUGACAGAGGUGGCCCACACUGAAACCGGCUGGAGCUGCUACUACUGUGACAACCUUAACCUGCUGCUCACGGAGGAGGAGAUGUACAGCCUCACAGAGACCUUUCAGCGGUGUAAAGUCAUCCCUGAUUGCUCCCUGACCCUGGACGACUUUGUGCGCUACCGCCACCAAGCAGCAAAGCGAGGGGAUAGCAACAGGGCCCUGAGCGACGAGCAAGAGGAACAGGCAGCCCGCCAGUUUGCAGCCUUGGACCCUGAACACCGAGGCCACAUAGAGUGGUCCGACUUCUUGUCCCAUGAAUCUCUCCUACUGCUGCAGCAGCUGCGUCCCCAGAACUCUCUAUUGAGGCUUCUCACCGUCAAGGAGAGGGAACGAGCCCGGGCCACCUUCCUGGCACGGGGCAGUGGGAGCACCAUCAGUGAAGCAGAGUGCCACCAUGCCCGGCACUCCUGGUUCUGCAAACGCCUGGCAGAGGUGUCCUCCUGCAGUGUCAGCAUCAGCCAUGUGGGUCCCAUAGCAGACAGCAGCCCAGCCAGCAGCAGUAGCAAGAGUGAAGAUAAGACCCCGCUGCCCACAGAGCAGGGGUCCAGAUCUGUGGACUGGCCCACCUUCCUAAGAGAGAAUGUCAUCUACAUCUUGGCUGCUCGUCCUAACAGUGGAGCGAUCCACCUGAAACCCCCAGGAUAGUGUGGGGCAGAGAAGAUGAGUUCCGGGACGGUGGCAUCUUCCCCCUCCUCUCCUUUCUCUUUCCUCAACCAACCUCUGGCACUGAGGCUCACAGGAAUGGGGCACUGCCAGCAUCUUAAUUUGUCAUUAAGUUCUAUGGCACUGAAGCCACCGUUCCCCUGACAACAGAGGCAGUCUGAGGAAUGCCACACUGAGAAGCCCUGAGAGCUGUGGCAUCUUCACCUGCUACUGGACCACCUCCCGCCCUCUGCCACUUCAUGUGUACAUAUGUGCACAUGCACAUGCAGCCACAUACAUGCCUAGGUAGCCAUGCCUUCAAACUCCUGGUUCUUUUUUUUAAUGAAAAAGGACCAAAAUCCCUUUGUGAACCCCCUGGUGUAGAUGAGAUGGUCUCGUCUCACUCUUUCUAUUGGCCAGUUCUGAAUUCCAGUAGAAAGAAAGGGGCAGACUAGCCUCGCUUCCCCUCCAGGAGAUGCCCAGAGGCCCCCUGCCCACAUUGAAACCCUCUUCCGUGAUGAGCCGCUGUUGCUCGUGAGUGUCUGUGUGUCCCUCAGGUGUGCUGUGGGAGAACAGUGAAAAAUCAUCCCUGAAGUUCGUGUUUAAACUCUAAUUCCUCGUGACAGUAAAGGAAACUAGCUUGUGGGUUUCUCACUGCAAAAAAAUGGAGACAGCCUCUCCCAGAGACCCAGAAUUCUAGGAACUUUACAACUAGGUCAUCCAACUUCACAAGCCGUUAGCAGACCAGGAAAACCAAGGUGAGCCUCCUGGCCCCUACUUAUUGAAUGGUAUCGCAUGGUCCAAAGCUCUAGGGACCCAAGUGGGACAGAUGCACUGGCAGGAAUUGCAGCCCUCUGUGGGAGAUGCUUCACUGGCUGCCACGGAGGUCGAUGAGGAUACAAUCCCAUGGGAGAGGAGAGAAAAGCAGGCUUUUCCUGCUUCCCAGCCCAGCUCCACCGCAGACAUAGAAAUGUGGCAUCUUGUGGAGGGCAGGCCGGCCUUGUCCAUAGCCUGGAGGAGCUCUGUAGAAUCCCUACGCAGUCGUGCUGAAUCAGAAGAGGAUACAGCCGAGGCUUGCGGAGAUUUGUAUCUCAGCUGUCAAGAAGUCCUAGUCGCAUCCUCAGGGGGAAGAGUUUGUCCUUCUGCCCAUCAUGGAGUUGUAGCCUCAGCUGCUGCUUCUCUCUGCCGCUAACUCAUGUCUUCCCCUCCAUGCUAGGAGCUGCAGAUAGCCUGAGAAGCUCUGUGGACCAGCAGAGUGCCACAGGUGCACCAGGGCUGGCCAGCAAGCUUUACCCAAGCCCAUUGCCCAGUUCUGAAGCUCUCAAGUCAGUACAUGGUGUGGGUCAGCCCUUAGUAUAUGGCGUGGGUCAGCCCUUAGACCCGGGCUCCAGGUUCUGGAUUUCUACUUUCAACCAGAUGACUCGGGUAUAGCCAGUUCUGACAACGAAGGGUUCUUCAAGAGAGGGUUGGGCCAAGUCAUGCAGAAGCUUGCAUUAUCUCCACUGCUCAAAGCCCUUGUACUAAAGUGGACGGUUACAGAAGGAGCCCAUCACCCAGUGAUGCUCAGGUGAAGUGGGAACUGAAGCCAGGGCCUUGUCUAGAGUCCUGGGUGGUCUGUUUGUAGGAACCGCCUGCCCCAGAAGCAGGGUGGCAAACUGCUGGAGACAGAUUAUGUAGGACUGAGAUGAUACAGAUAGGAGAUACAUUUUGGGGUUCACUGUGAAACCCACAGCUUUAAAAAACUACUACUUUUAAAGCUGGGUAUGGUGGUACAAACCCUUAAUCCCAACACUUGGGGGACAGAGGCAGGUGAAUCUCUAUGAGUUGAAGGCCAGCCUGGUCUAAAUAGUAAGUUACACAAGUGAGACUUGGUCUCAAAAAUGAAACAAUGAAAACUACUCAGCCAUGUCCCCAGGACUUAUUGAUAAGGGGGCCCAUUAUUCAAUCUAGAAAGAAAGAAAAGAAAGAAAGAAAGAAAGAAAGAAAGAAAGAAAGAAAGAAAGAAAGAAAGAAAAGAAAAGAAAAGAAAAGAAAAGAAAAGAAAAGAAAAGAAAAAAGAAAAAAAAAAGAAAAGAAAAGAAGCUCCUGGGCUCAAGGACUGUCUGUAGCAGCCAAGCCUGGGGUUUUGCACUGAGAAGAUUAAAGCAUGUUAAAUACAAGGUCUCUUGCUCACUCUCCCAGUGAGUCAUCAUCUAUCCCUGUGGCUGGGAGCUGCUGAACCUCACAAGACAUCAUCUCUGGGCUUUGGGAGUUGAACAGAGCUUUCCUGCCACUCCCUAGCUGUAGGUACUGAGAGCCCAUCUUACUCCAUAGUCCUUUAAGAUGAUGCUUGCCACUUUGGAGCUGUGGGGGUUUUGUUUGUUUGUUUGUUUGUUGUUUGUUUGUUCUGAGUUUCUUGCUCCUGCAGUUGAAGGGCAGAAGGCCACAAGCUGGCUGGGUCCCAAAGUUUGCAGAACCAGCCCCACAGCUCAUCCACACUAGGACCAGGCCUAUUUGGGAGCACCUCUGUAUCCAGGACACUGGUUUUCCUUGGUGGGGGCCUGAUGCAGAGGGCCCACGGGACUCUACCCCCAACAAAGAAUGGGGGUUACAACUUAUAACAAUCCUGAGAAGCAAAAGAGCAUACAGGACAGCUGGCCUCUUCCCCAUGAGCAUCUCGUUUACCAAAGGGAGGGUCCCUUGCUCCCUAAUCCACUGCUACAGAGGCUCACCCCAACCCCAGUGUCCAUGCUCUCUCUCUGAAGUGGCCUCCCAGAGCCCCUGGCGCAUGCACAGAGGUGCAUUGUCAUCACCUAGUGAGACUCAUCCCUUUUCAAGCCUUCCUAUCACUGUGACUGUCUGAAAUCCUGCCAAGUGCAAACAUUAAUGUCUGGCUCUGAUGAGGGUAUGAGAAAAUGUUUCUGUCUUUUCCGUCUUGGCUGCCAACAGUUAAGAUCACUGCUUUUCCCAAACACCAUCCACCCUGAACUCCAACCGAGGGAGGCUUGGAGGCUUGAGCUACACAUAUGCUUCCCUGAAGACUGCUUGCCCCAAGCCUGGUUUUCCUCCAGCAGUUUUCAUCCAUAUGUUCAAAAUUAAAUGAAGGGUCAGAGUUCCUGAGAUUGGCUUAGCCCUGCACAACCUCUCCAGGUCUGUUCCUUGGCCUCCUCCCCUGAGGCAGUGACCCCUUGUGGUAUCCCAGGGAUGGAGCAGUUUCCUCAUUCCUAGGUACUGAUCCACUCAAGUGCUCUUCCUCUGAGGAUAGCUGCAGCAGAAGCCAUUAAUACAUUGCCUCUUUCUACCCCCAGCCCAAACAGUGGGCUGGCAGGGUAGACACUUGCCUUUCCAGCCCUAGUGCUCCCUAUGGGAGGUCACCUGGACCUUGUUUAAAUGGCCAGGCCUUGGAGUUUCCCCAUUCCUAUCACCAAAACAGAAAGCACAGAAUUCAACUGCCUGGAAAGAGGCCGCUCCCCAGGGAAAUGAAUACCAAGGCUGCCCCAUGCCUUAGCCCAAAGCACAACAGUCAUUGCAGGCAUCACAGCUUCCAGCAGUGCAGAAAGCACUCACGCUAUGAGACAGGCUCCGCAGAAACUGUCUAGUAGGGGCCCAUCCAGCCGUCACUACCCAAGAGCCAAAAGUAAGCAACCUUGAGGCACAAAACUUGAACUGGCAACAGGCUCUGAUGUCGAUAUUCCAUGUCUCCUUCCAGCCAGCAGAGUAAAGACAUACAUGCAGUCAUGCACUGCACAUGUAAUAGAAAGACAAGUAUACAGGGUCAUUCAUGGCCCAGAGCAUGGAAAAUAAGGCCAGGCCUUGUCUGGACCCAUGAGUAAGAAGCCCAGUUCCACUAUGGAAAUCCAUUCUGAGAACUGUGUCAUUAGGCAACUUCUUAGUGCAAGCAUCAAAGAGUGCUCUUACAUAAACCAAGACAGCUACCAUGUUACUAGGCAAUAUAACUUAUGGGACCACCAUUGUACAUGCCAUCUGUUGUUGGUCGAAAUGUCACUAUGUGGCACAUGACUAUUCCGUACUUGGCACUCAAAGGCAAAACAACCUUGAUGCCAGAAUUUCAGAAAACCCUGGCAGUACCUGUGUCACCAUGGCCCCCUUUUAACCUGUCAUUCACAGUGGAGUCAAGUCACCACAUUCUCCUUGCCAUUUGGGUUUAAUUUGCUCACUGUGUCUCCUUUGAUCCUGGCUGCUGCCCAGACAAUGGAGAUCUUUAGUGGGCAUGAUGAGUGUAUGGCCUGUUCCUACAGCCCAGCCCUGGAAUAUGGUGGGGCCAAGCUUUCCUCCUGGAGUUGCUUGCUUUUUGCCACUAUUUUUGGCAACCUUGAAAAGAAUUCCCACUAGACCAACACUAAAGAAAAGAAAAGCUACCCCCUCUGGGCUGCAUGCCCCAAUAGCCCAGAGCAUGGAGCAGAGGAUCUGGUGCCCCCUCUGGGCUGCAUGCCCCAAUAGCCCAGAGCAUGGAGCAGAGGAUCUGGUCUGAUCUAAAAGAAUGAUUAAGAAGCCUAACUCCAGUCCAGUUUGGGAUGGAAAGGGUUGGCCUCUCCAGACAGCAAAGGCCUUCAGAUUUAGCCUCCACCCAUUAAGGGAUAUUGUGGUCUGUUUCCAGCCAAACAGGCUUGGGGAGGGGGAGGUCUGAGAGCCCUGAAGUAACUGAGGACCCAAGGCUCUCUGGUUCCUCACGUCCUUCCCAUGGCCUUUUCUGAUGAAGAUAACUUGGCAGCAAUCAGAAGGGACCAACCCCCAGCCCUCUUCUUAUCUACAGCUGCAUGCUCCUCCCUGUGACUCAGCCUUCACAGUACUCCGAGCAGGAGCUCCCAGAGGCUGAGCCCUGCAGAGACCAGAAUAAAGAGAUUGUGAUGUU